Clupea harengus (Atlantic herring) is the source of this 2852-nucleotide messenger RNA. RefSeq names its product fibroblast growth factor receptor substrate 2b (gene frs2b). The record is from RefSeq and is a predicted model, not a curated record. Gene Ontology annotation, biological process: fibroblast growth factor receptor signaling pathway. NCBI's taxonomy places the organism in Eukaryota, Metazoa, Chordata, Actinopteri, Clupeiformes, Clupeidae. Gene Ontology annotation, molecular function: transmembrane receptor protein tyrosine kinase adaptor activity; fibroblast growth factor receptor binding. Gene Ontology annotation, cellular component: cell-cell junction; cytoplasm.
AAAGUUUACGCUACUCCCUCUACGCGCCUGCGUAGAACUAACUACAGCCGAAACUUGUUCGAGUUUGUAAAGCAAGCUAUGUUAGCCAUCUAGCUAGAUUUUUUAUGCGAGUAAGGAGAUGGGUAAACGUUUCUGCUGACUAGUAAGUAAUGUAACUUUAAAUUAGACAAAAUAGCUGUUUAUUAUGAGAAAGAGGAUGCUUUGGAGAGGCCGAUUCGAAACACGAUUACUGUGUUUUUUGAAAAGAUAACGUUAGCCAGCUAAUGUUCCUAUUAGUACACCCAUCGGAGUAUUUCUGUUUAAAUGAUGGCUUUCAGGUGGCACAGCAACGUAGAUAACGUUACAGGCCAUAUAUACUCAGAUUAGCUACUUAGAUAGAUAUGUAUUUCACUAUCUCGGCAAAAUCAGAGGGGACAAACAGUUUUGAAAAAACGGUGGAUGUUUCAGGGCCCUGGUAAUGCGAACCGACCCUCAAUUCAUCUGCACGACCAACGUUAGCCGAAGUAUCGUAGCCAACUAGCUGGAAAAAGUCCCUAAGUAAACAACCCACCGAAUCGGCUGAACAGAAGGACACAAUAUCAACCUUGGUUUUGUUGACGGACCCACUUCCAAUAAUAUCUGAAGCAUGAUGGUAAUGCUGAUGUUGAAGGAACAGGGAACACUGAUGGCUGGAUAUAGGCAUCGAAUGGUCCUGUAGAAAAGCCAUGGGUAGCUGCUGUAGCUGUCCCGAUAAAGACUCGACUCCUGAUAAUCACCAAAGUAAAUUCAAGGUGGUCAAUGUUGAUGAUGACGGGAACGAGCUGGGCGCCGGCAUCAUGGAGCUGACUGAGGUGGAGCUGGUGCUACGCACCCGCAAGUGUGAGGCCGUCAAAUGGCCCUACCUGUGCUUGCGUCGCUAUGGCUACGACUCCAACCUCUUCUCCUUCGAGAGUGGGCGACGCUGUCAGACAGGACAAGGGAUCUUCGCCUUCAAGUGCGCCCGGGCCGAGGAGAUCUUCAACAUGCUGCAGGAGAUCAUGCAUAGCAACAGCAUCAGUGUGGUGGAGGAGCCUGUGUUCGAGCCCAACCACACGCAUGCCGACCUGGACCAGAUCCAACCCCCACGCACCCCUACCACUCCAGGUAACUCUCUCCCCGCGUUACCCAACGGCAGCUUACGGUACCCCUCUCUGGGCGAUGCCUCCUCGCAUCCCUCUAGCCGGCACCCGUCUGUGGGCAGCACCCGCCUGCCCUCAGUAGGGGAAGAGUCCACACACCCACUCCUGGUGACUGACGAGUCCUCAAGCGCCCAUACUUAUGUGAACACCACGGGCCUUCUGGACGAGCCCUCAAGCCCUGGCGUGGGGGCCACCCCUGUGGAGGCGGCGUGCCCGUUUCUCGACAGCGAGCCAGAGGACAUGCCCCCGGACCCUGGGCCUCGUGUGCAGCUGGAGCCAGAGGGCGCGAGGUUUGUGCUGGGCCCCACGCCAGUGCAGCGACGGCAGCAGCAACAGCAGCAGGAGGAGGAGGACAGUGACGACGAACCUCCCAGCUCCAAUGGAGGUCAGGGCGUGGGGUCGGCGACAAGGGAGAACAACCGGCUGGAGGUAGAGACGCCCUCUUCGCGAGGCCCGGAGCCCCCCAACCACAACGCGCCAUCGUCCCACCCUCGGCGGCACCGUCACAGGCCGCCCCCGCUCACCCCGGACCCCGCCAACGUCAACAACUCAGCCCUGCGUCGCACGGCCUUGCUGGACUACGAGAACCUGCCUGCGCUGCCGCCUCUGCGCGAGGUCUCCCGGACCGGCUCAGAGGAGGAGGAAGAGGAUGACGAGGAAGAGGAGGAGCAGCCCAAGACGCCCUCGUUGAACGGCUUCCAUCACCCCCACCCCCACCACUACCAGCAGGUACGCCAGCACAGCCCCGACCCCACGCACUACUACAUCAACACGGAGAACGUGACCGCGCCCCUCAGCAGCCGCCUGCCCGAAUCGGCUCGCUGGCGGGACCACCGCGCCCCGUCCACCGUCUUCAACUUUGACUUCCGCCGGACGCUCGACCCGAGCCAGCAGCGGCAGCUCAACUACAUUGAGGUGGAGACAGACGGGCGUGUGGUGGGAGGAGGAGGUGGUGGAGGAGGAGGAGGAGGUGGCUCAGACUCUAGCAACCCACACACGCCCAAGACCCCCACCUCGCCCCUCCCGCUGCCACACACACCCACACGCCGGACGGAGCUGUACGCCGUCAUCGACGUGGAACGCACGGCCGCUAUGUCCAGCCUCCAGAAAGCACUGCCCCGCUACGACGGUACCUCCAGGAAAACGCGCCACAACAGCGUGGACCUGCCCAUGUGAGAGGCCUGUCAGACACAGGCCAGUGACGUCUUAUGUCAGACACAAAACACACACCUAUUUAAACGCCAUGAACUGGACGCCAGUUUCUUUCCUUUGUUGUUUUUUUUUAUUAUUUUUAUACAUAAAGAGUCAGUACUUGGAACACCUCCACACAUGUGGCACAGUAAGCCACGCUAUCCGGUGCCCACCUAGAAGGGAACUCGAGAACGCAGGUGCUUUGUCAUUCUACCAUUUAUUUUUAUUCCUAUGGUAAUAUAAUACUACUAUUCUUACACUCAUUUUCCAGUGCCUGUGUAUUGGUUUUAUUAUGUUAAUAACAAGGUUGGACUACAUUCCAUGUCCAUCCCAUAUGGUACAAAUCAGUAUUACUGACCCAACAUUCCUUUUCUUCCCAAAUGAGUUGAGACCACAGGAUGUCUUCAUUUCAGUAUGUUGAAUAUCAUGGUACACUACAUCGUCAAUUUUCUGACUGCAUACGGUAGAUUCGUCUUGGCACAAUAAAAUGUUUAUUUUGUUCGA